UUCGUUUAAUUUCAAAGCUCAUUCAACUCUCUCACCCGCAUAUUAUAACCCUCUCACUUUCUCCCUCCUUGUUGCCCUUUUCCCAUGGCCGUGUUUGGCCACCCAGAAAAUAUUCCAGACGGAAACUCAUCCACCGUUGACGGCCCAGUUCCUCGUGAUCACUUCCAAUCUCUAAUGUCAUCUUGUUAUCCCAUCACUCUCAAGUUUGUGGACUUGUGCUACCGAGUAAAGCCGAAGAAGAACGGGCCCAUGUUCGGCGCUGUGCUACCCAGAUCGCCGUCCGAUCAGAAACCGACAGGCGCCACGCAAGAGCGAGCAAUCCUGAACGGGAUCACCGGAAUGGUGUCGCCGGGGGAGAUCCUGGUAGUCCUGGGCCCGUCCGGGAGCGGCAAAUCGACGCUCCUGAACGCGCUGGCGGGGAGGCUCCAAGGCCAUGGCCUCAGCGGAACGGUCCUGGCGAACGGUCGGAAACUGACCAAACCGGUUCUGAGACGAACCGGGUUCGUGGCUCAGGACGACCUGCUGUACCCCCACCUGACCGUGCGGGAAACCUUGGUGUUUUGCUCCCUCCUGCGCCUCCCCCAAACGCUGUCCAAGGCGGAGAAGAUAUCGGUGGUGGAGUCAGUGAUGGCGGAGCUGGGGUUAGAGAAAUGCGAGAACACCAUAAUAGGGGACGCUCUCGUGCGCGGAGUCUCGGGAGGGGAGAGGAAGAGAGUGAGCAUAGGGCGCGAGAUGGUGGUGAACCCGAGCUUGCUGAUUCUGGACGAGCCGACGUCAGGGCUGGACUCGACGGCAGCGCACCGCAUGGUGGGGACGCUGCGGGCUCUGGCGGGGGAAAAGGGGAGGACGGUGGUGACGUCGGUGCACCAGCCGUCAAGCAGGGCGUACCAGAUGUUCGACUCGGUGCUGCUGCUGUCGGAGGGAUGGUGUUUGUACUUUGGGAAAGGGAGCGAAGCGAUGGCGUACUUUGAGUCGGUUGGGUUCGAGCCUUCGUUUCCCAUGAAUCCGGCGGACUUCUUCCUCGAUCUCGCUAAUGGCGUUUACCAAGUAGACAGUUCAACCCAGGGAGAGAAGCCCAACGUAAAGCAAUCUCUGGUUUCGUCAUACAACACCUUGCUUGCUCCCAAAGUGAAAGCCGCUAUCACGGCCGCCGACGUCGCUCCCACUUCGGCCACGGCCGCGCCCAUUCUCCCGCUGAUCCACUCUCCGAUGACUACCUGGCUCAACCAGUUCACCAUUCUCCUCCGCAGAAGCCUCAAAGAGCGAAAACACGAGUCUUUCAACUACCUCCGCAUCUUCCAGGUGCUCACCGCCGCCUUCCUCGCCGGAGCCAUGUGGUGGCGUUCCAACUCCCACAACGUCCAGGACCGCCUCGGCCUCCUCUUCUUCGUCGCCAUCUUCUGGGGCGUCUUCCCCGCCACCAACGCCGCCUUCGCCUUCCCCCAGGACCGAGCCAUCUUCGCCAAGGAGCUCGCCGCCGGCAUCUACACCCUCUCCCCCUACUUCACCGCUCGCAUUGUCGGCGACCUCCCCAUGGAGCUCAUCCUCCCCGCCUUCUUCCUUGCCGUCGUCUACUGGAUGGCCGGCCUAAACCCCCAUCCCAUGGCCUUCGUCCUCACGCUCCUCGUCCUCCUAGGCUACGUGCUGGUGGCUCAGGGGUUGGGCCUGGCGAUGGGGGCGGCGAUCAUGAACGCGAAGCAGGCGCUGACGGUGGUCACGGUGGUUAUGCUGGCGUUCAUAUUGACGGGGGGGUAUUACGUGCACAAGGGGCCGGCGUGCUUGCAUUGGAUUAGGUAUGUGUCGGUCACGUUCUAUGGGUAUAGGCUUCUGAUUGACGUCCAGUAUGGCGGUGGUGAGAAGAUUUGGUCGGCUUUGGGUUGCGAGAACGCCGGCCGGGGGAACAGAAGCAACGCUAACGUCGGCACCGACUGCAAUUUUAUUAAUGAAGACAUAGGGCGGCAGAUACGGCCGGCGGUUAGCGUAGGAGCGUUAUUCGUUAUGUUUGUGGGGUACAGGUUGCUGGCUUAUCUCGCGCUCAGGCGCGUCAAAGCUUGAGAAUUGAAAUUUUUUAUUCUUAACAUUGCCAAGAAAUCGAGGAAGAGAGAAGAAAAGAAAAAGCAAAAAAAAAAAGAAAAGAAACGAAAAGCUGCAACGUACUCUGGAUGGAUGGAAUCCUCAAACAGUACACAAGCCUGGAUCAGUGGGUUCCAUCUUUGAUCAUGUUUAGUAGUAAGGUAGCUAAGGAAUUGAUUAGAAGAGUGUCUCUUGAGCAUUCAAAUUGUAGCAUGAGAUCUUUGCUUUCUAAGCUUGAUGGCUGAUGUGCUGUACUGUACGUCAUGUGCAGCUUCAUCAUUUAUGGCUUUGAGUCGAUGCCAUCGGCUGCUAGCUGUACGUUCGAAUCCAAGUCUUCGAUCUGUUUGUUUAUUUAAUUUUUUUUUUAAUUUUUCUCUC
Messenger RNA from Malania oleifera, 2451 nucleotides. Its product is annotated as ABC transporter G family member 25. Gene Ontology annotation, cellular component: membrane. The transcript is spliced from 3 exons. The record is from RefSeq and is a predicted model, not a curated record. Bases 85 to 2055 code for a protein of 656 amino acids. Gene Ontology annotation, molecular function: ABC-type transporter activity; ATP hydrolysis activity; ATP binding. Lineage: Eukaryota; Viridiplantae; Streptophyta; Magnoliopsida; Santalales; Ximeniaceae.